CCGUGGGCCGGGGCCGCCCUCCGCCCGCCUCCUCCGCGCCAUGGCGUCCUACUUCGAGGAGCACGACUGCGAGCCGGGGUCCGGGCCCCGGGAGGAGCUGCCUCGCCAGGCACUGCUGGAGCUGGCCAGGUCUCUCUUCAAUGGCCUGGAGAUUGAUGUGGGCUCCUUGGGCAGUGGAGACUGGGACCAGCGGCUGCCCCCACCGGCUGCCCGGCAGGCUGUCGAGAGCCUUCCUGCAGUGCCGGUGACCCCGCUGCAAGCAGAUAAAGGGCUGAAGUGUCCUGUGUGCCUGCUGGAAUUUGAGGAGGAGGAGGUGGUCAGGAAGAUGCCCUGCCAGCACCUCUUCCACACGGGCUGCCUCCUUCCUUGGCUCGGAAAGACCAAUUCCUGUCCCCUCUGCCGCCAUGAGCUGCCCACUGACGAUGAGGAAUAUGAGGAGUACAAGAAGGAUAAGAUGCGCCGGCAGCAGCAGGCCCACCGGCUGGAGUAUCUGCACGGAGCAAUGUACACGUGACAGCAUGCCGCCGCCGCCGCCGCCGCCCUCCUGGGCAGCUGGAGCCCAGCCUGCUCUCGUUCAGCACAAGGGGGGUCCACCGCCACCGCCGCUUUCGCGACUGCCAGGGACCAGGACAUCAGCAGCCCCCUCAAGCGACCCUUCUUUCCCCCACCCCGCCAAGGGCUCGUUGCACAUCAGGAAUAAAUGUCCCCAGGCUUACUAAA
Elgaria multicarinata webbii is the source of this 720-nucleotide messenger RNA. RefSeq names its product ring finger protein 181 (gene RNF181). Gene Ontology annotation, cellular component: cytoplasm. The record is from RefSeq and is a predicted model, not a curated record. The transcript is spliced from 5 exons. Lineage: Eukaryota; Metazoa; Chordata; Lepidosauria; Squamata; Anguidae. Gene Ontology annotation, biological process: protein ubiquitination. Gene Ontology annotation, molecular function: ubiquitin protein ligase activity. Bases 41 to 514 code for a protein of 157 amino acids.